AUGAGUGACCAGCAAUGGCAACAACCGUCCUCGACGUUUGGACGGGGAGGAGGGUCUGUGAAAAGGGCGAGGCAGCGGAUGGAAGCAGGCCUUGCACCAGAGAGAUCAGCGCCACCACCGCAACAGCCACAGCAAAGGUCUUUUGUCCCAUCUCGAGCCGCGCCAGAGCCGUCAAUGAAUAGAUCGAGGCCUCAAAUGCCACCAGCACUGGCAACAUCAAAAGGUGGACAGGGUCCAAUUGGUGUGGCUAUCUCUAGACCUACUCAAGUUCCCCAAUGGCCGUUAGCAGGGACAAUAGAAGGGCCAGAUACCCGUGGUAAUCAGCAAUAUCAACCGCCACCGGGUCGAAGCAUACCCCCUCAGCGACCACCGCGUCCCAGCCAUGUACCUUCGAUGCUGGAUGCGUCGCGGCUACAGGAGCACACACCUUCAUUUCAAUAUCAACCGCAAAAUUCACCACCGGAAAGAAGCCUGGGAAGAGGAUUGAGGGUUGGAGAAGAGGACGCUGACUCGCCCAUCCUCACGUCACCAAUGACACAAUCGUCACGACCUUCUACCGUCUCAUCCGUGGGAACAAUACCAGACUUCCCUGUGCCCAUGCCGCCACCACCAGCAGCUGCACCAAAAAGGAGCGGACUUGGACCUCCACCACUUUCGCGGCGGGGAGCUUCAUCCUACUACUCCCAAGCAUCAUUCGUAUCGCCAAUUCCGGAGGAGAGUCCCAGAACACAUGCUUCUCAUGGGUCCUACGCUUCAAGUGCUGCCAUACCAUCGAGUUGGGGAUCGGACUCACCAGGUUAUCCGUAUGAUGAGGAAGACGAUGACGAUGAUAUCACGGAACGAGGAUUUGGACACGAUGUAAUUGAGGAGAGGGGCGAGUCGAGGGAAUCUAAUGUGGAUGACAAUGAGGACCGGGGAUUAAUACGUAGUGCUAGUCUGGGGAAACGAGCAAAACCAUCCAUGAUUACAACUAAAAGCUUCGAACAACAUCGACCGGCUCUAGUUCAACAGCAAAACCAGCAGCCAUCGAACAUGGUGAAAACGGGUGUAAGAGAUAGUGGUCUAGGAGGAGCACUGGCGCCUCUUCAGAGGAAAGAAUCACAGCGGGAAACAAGAUGGCCAAUGGUAGGGAACCCAGACUCGGCUCUCGCAAGCGGAACGGGGUUCAUUGAGGGGUCAUCUUCAGAAGAAUCAAUGCCUACAGUGGCCAGGGACGCUACAGUAGAGCGGGCGAUGGGAAUUGAAUCGCCUAUAGAGCGAAGGGCGAGUCAAAUUUUAGGAGCGUACAAUGCUGCGAGUUCGCUACAGCCGUCAGCGCCAAACCCGAUCAGAACUCCAAGUCCAGGAUUCAGCAGGCUUUCCGCCAUUCGCAGACCACCUCGUCUUGAUAUCGACGCUGUUCGAGAUGCUGAAGCAAGAGGCAGUCUGACAAGUCUUCCGGAUCUUAUUCGACGAGCAACCCGACUGGCAGCAUUGAUGGACCGUGGAAGGCGACCAGGUAGCCGGCUUAAUGAUCUUAAUGAUUUCCCCAUGACCGGCGAUACGAAAGAUCGUGACUUACAUUCGUCUGGCAAUGAGAAGCGCCGUUCUGGUCUUUCUGGUAUGCUUGCGGCUUUUCCACCACCAGGCGUAGCAACACCAAGAGACGGUACUCCACGUCCCAUGUCGUCUUGGCCCUCGCCGUACCCCGCAUCCGACGGACAUCUCGAUUCAAAUGGCCAGCCAAGAGAGAAGAAGCGUAGUCGUUGCUGCGGACUUCCAUGCUGGGGUUUCUUCCUUGUCGUCUUAAUACUCUUAAUCAUUAUUGCUGCAGCAGUCGUCAUUCCUCUCGAAUUCUUGGUCAUCCACAAAACUAAAACUGCUUCGGCAGCCUUGACGCCCGUUCAAAAGUGUGAAGCAAACACAACUACAGCUUGCCAAAAUGGAGGGUCAUCAUAUGAUGACAACGGUUCGUGUGCGUGUAUAUGUACAAAUGGCUUUACCGGCUCAACUUGCUCUAUUGCUGGCUCAGUAGGUUGCGUAACAACAACCCUUUCCGGAUCCAAUCUGAACAAUGUCACCGUCGGAGACUCUCUGGCUCGUCUGAUCUCGGGUGCCCAGACGAAUUUCUCGAUACCUCUUUCGGCAAACACAAUCCUGGCACGGUUCAACUCUGCCAGCCUAUCGUGUUCGUCUGAGAAUGCCUUGGUUACAUUUGAUGGUCAAUCCCAACGAGUCAACCAAGCCAACGAUGCUGUAACACCUACCUCGACAUCGGCUUCUGCCACCGCUUCUUCUCAGAACAAAGUGCGAGACAAUCACAAGCAUAGGCGUAGAAGUUCGCCCCAAAGUACAUCAACCUCUAAUGGCAUCAUCUACGAUAGUACGGCGACCGCUUCCUCGAGUACUGGCUCUGCAACAUCAGCAACCCCCUCGGCCAGUUCAACUUCAACCUUCACCGUCACGGAAGAGGUCAUGGACUUUGCUCGUGUUGUUGUAUUAUACGUCCUGCAACAGGAGGAACUCGAAAGUGCAGAAUCGGCUCAGACAGCACUACAGAAAUUCUUCACGCAAUCAGAUACCUUCACCACCAAUGCAGCCAUGAACGUCAGCUUAGGCAGUGGGAACACGGUCAAUCUUUUGGGCUUCAGCGUUAAUGUGGGGAAUGGAACUUUAGGCACAAAGAACACUUCGCAGCGGAGACGAGACGUGGGUCGUCGGAGUGCCAAUCUGUGGACCUCAUAA
Molecule: messenger RNA, 2724 nt
Organism: Lachnellula hyalina
Lineage: Eukaryota; Fungi; Ascomycota; Leotiomycetes; Helotiales; Lachnaceae
Exons: 2
Coding region: 1-2724 (907 amino acids)
Source: RefSeq, a predicted model, not a curated record